AUGGACACCUCCCUCAUGGGUCUGGGAGUGGUCAUGAGUGGGCUCAGGGAAAACUCCAUUUACUCAGAAUCAGAUCAGGAGGAACCUCCUCUCUCAGGCAGGGGGUUACAUCCUUCAACCCUGCCUGGAGUUAUGGAAACUGUGGACGUGGCCCCUGAGGGGGCACAGCUCAUGACUUCCAGUCUCUCAACUGAGGUUGUUGAGACCAUACUCCAGUCCAGAGCUCCCGCCACGAGGAAACUGUACACUCUGAAGUGGAAGCUAUUCACUUCUUGGUUUGAUUACCAAGAGCUGCUACACAACUCCAGUUUUUGCCUUGUUCCUCGGGGCAGGCGGCUCGGGUCCUUCCGCUUUCUAGAGGCCCUGCAGGCGGCCUGUAUUCCUGUACUGCUAAGUAAUGGAUGGGAGCUGCCCUUCUCAGAGGUCAUUGACUGGAGUAAAGCGGCCAUCAUUGGAGAUGAGAGAUUAUUGCUGCAGGUUCCAUCUAUCACCAGGUCUGUGGGUUCAGACAGAAUCCUGGCACUGCGGCAGCAGACUCAGUUCCUGUGGGAUGCCUACUUCUCUUCCGUCACAAAGAUAGUCUUAACCACAUUAGAGAUUAUCCAUGACAGGAUACGGACACACAUGUCCAGGAGCAGGUUGAUGUGGAAUUCUUUGCCUGGAGGACUCUACGCACUUCCUGAGUUCUCCAGCGACCUCACCCUCUUUCCCUUCUACUACUCAACACUCGGUAAGAGUCCGUCUCAGGAGUUUACAGCUGUUAUUCAAGCGGUCACACCUCUACAGUCCCAACAGCAGCCCAUGUUCAAACUGAUCCAUGCGGUCGCCAAGUCCAAGUUCUGUGCACAGAUUUUAGUGCUGUGGAACUGUGAGAAGCCUCCACCCCCCAGAAACAAGUGGCCCUCCAUCACAACACCCUUCUCCGUCAUUGAGGGCAAAAGAAAGACGAUGAGUGGUCGUUUUUUUCCUCAUCAUGCUAUCAAAACUGAUGCAGUUCUCAGCCUGGAUGAGGACUCGGUUCUGUCCACCAAUGAGGUGGAUUUCGCCUUCAUUGUUUGGCAGAGUUUUCCAGAUCGGAUCGUAGGCUACCCAGCACGAAGCCAUUACUGGGACAGUGGGAAGGGGAGGUGGGGUUAUACCUCUAAAUGGACCAAUGAAUACUCCAUGGUGCUCACAGGAGCUGCGUUUUACCACAGGUAUUAUCAUCACCUGUACACAUACUACCUGCCAGCGUCUCUGCUGUCUAUGGUGGACCAGUUAGCCAACUGUGAGGACAUCCUCAUGAAUUUCCUCAUCUCUGCAGUAACCAAACUCCCGCCAAUCAAAGUCACACAGAAAAAACAGUACAAGGAGACCAUGAUGCAGCAGGGCUCGAAGGCAUCUCGAUGGGCCGACCCAGACCACUUUGCACAACGUCAGUCCUGCAUGAACUCUUUCACGCGUUGGUUUGGCUUCAUGCCUCUCCUUCACUCUCAGUUGCGUCUGGACCCCGUCCUCUUCAAAGACCAGGUCUCUAUCCUACGCAAGAAAUACAGAGACAUUGAGAGGUUGUGAGGGGCGAAUCCCUCCAACACCCCGCUGAACUCAUCAGAACAUCCCCAAACAGACCUGCAGUGUUCAGUUCGCCUGGACUCAAAUACAAUAUGUUCCAUCUACAGAAAAAAAAAAUAUAUAUAUAACAAAAUAUGCAACACUGAAUGGUUUUAUAUGCAGCUGAAGGUUUCAUGGCAAGCAUUUGCUCAGAAUAGAACUGGCUCCUUGCGUGUUCGAAUUUGUUGUUGUUGUCGAUGUUGUUGUCUGCGAGGGCCAUAGCCACGGCACUUGUAUGAACAGGAGGCAAAAGAAGCGUGUGAUUGGAUUGAAAACAGCUCAACGAGUCACCUAUGCCUGCAAUAUGUAUUUUAAUUUCAAUUAUUUUUUUAAAGAAAUUCUUUUUUUUUUUUUAAGAAGUUUAAAAAAAUAAAAUCUAUGAAUGCAAAGUGGGUUUGUACCCUAAAUAUUUAUUUUUGUAUCAUUUUAUUGUGUUUGUCCUUAAAUACACCAUUUUCCCUUCAUUCAAUAUGAAUAAUAUUUGUACUUGAUAUUUUGAGAAAAUCACCAGUCAGUUUCUGCAGUUCAGAUUUAAAAGCUAGCAUAGAACUGUUUAAUAAUUUGCGAGCAGGGUGUGAAUUAUGGGGGACGGGGGUUUUAAUUAAGGUUUGAACCCCCUUAAAGUUAAAACUAAAAGUUGGGGUCUUUUAAAUACAUACUACUUUUACAUAAACAUUGACAACUGACAAGAAGUGUUGUGUUGCACAUCUGAGAGAUGCAACCCACAUUAGAAGCUAGCGGAUCAUUUCGGACAUUUUGUGUGCAUGUCUUUAUGUUU
This is a messenger RNA of Cyprinus carpio (common carp), 2368 nucleotides long. RefSeq names its product exostosin-1a-like. Gene Ontology annotation, cellular component: membrane. NCBI's taxonomy places the organism in Eukaryota, Metazoa, Chordata, Actinopteri, Cypriniformes, Cyprinidae. Gene Ontology annotation, molecular function: glycosyltransferase activity. The record is from RefSeq and is a predicted model, not a curated record. The transcript has 12 exons. Bases 1 to 1554 code for a protein of 517 amino acids.